Messenger RNA from Saprolegnia diclina VS20, 1764 nucleotides. RefSeq lists its product as hypothetical. The record is from RefSeq and is a predicted model, not a curated record. The transcript is spliced from 11 exons. Lineage: Eukaryota; Oomycota; Saprolegniomycetes; Saprolegniales; Saprolegniaceae. Bases 1 to 1764 code for a protein of 587 amino acids.
AUGGCGACAGCUUGUCAGCGGCCGCCGCGCGCCGCGUGUCACCGACCUCCGAGCGCGCCGCCGACACGACUUUGCACAAAGUUUUCCCGCCAAGCGCGCUUUGAUACGCGGCUUGCCGUCUACACAACACCGGGGCCAGGUGCGUACGACAGCAGCCACUGGCGUCUCGAUGGCCCACGCGCCAAUGCGUUCAUGGCCCUUGCUGAGGUCCACCGGGCGAUCGAGCCGUCGCUCGCCACGGGACCAGGCCCUGGCGCCUACACGGUGAAUAGCCAAGGUCCCCGGACACCACGUGCACCCCGUGCAAGCAUGCACCUCUCGCGUGCGCCACCGCCCGAGUCGGACACGCGACCGCUGCCAGCACCCCGCUCGAGCUUUGCGUCGACACCGCAGUCGUCGUGGAACCACUCGCCUCGGUUUCGCCGGACGUUUUUGGCGCCCGCAAGCCAACCGAGUGCUGCCGACACGAUCGCAGCCGUGCACUCGCCACAGUCGACCGAGUUUCGAGCCCGCCGACGCCGCCUCUGGGCGAGCAUUCUCUUGACAAUCGAGGUGCAUACGCGCUUCUUCCUCAUUGCGUGCCAGUACCGAAUUUGCCACCGGCUCGUUCUCUGCCUCGAGCGACGACGGCAGGCGGUGCACGCGGCCCUUCUACGGUGGCACCGCGCGACGGUCCUGCACACGCGCCACGUGACGCAGCACAUUAUCCACCGGCUGCUGUGGCCGCGCCUACUGCAGGCCCGCGGCACGUUGCGACUCCGCGCGGCGACUACGCUGCGCAGCUUCUUGACGUGGGCGACGAGCCGACCAGCCUUUCUGAAGGCCUUGCGACGGUUUAUCGACCGCGUCCGACGCGUCCAAAUGUGGUGGCGAACCCUGUACCGAUCGGUGCAAGGCCACUUGGAGCUGCUGCACUUGCAGUGGCAUGCCCGGGAAGUCCACCUCCGGCGCACGGCCGUCGCGCAACGCAAGGCGGCGCCUUUUCUACCGUUUCACGUGCUCUGGCACGUGUCGCCGACGACAACGCGCAAGCACUUUACGUUGACGAGCCAAGGACACUUGUACGGUCGAGUCGACGCCGCCGACGACGGCUUCUUCCUCUCGUGUACGCCGACGGCCGCCGAGCUGCUGCCACGACCCCACGGACGUCCGUUCUUGGUGGUCUACCUUGAGCAAGACAAAACACGCUGUCUCGUGUUGACAUCGGACGCAACGUCCGAGCUCCACCUCUGGCUCAACAAACUCCUCCUCAGCAUCGAGCUCCGACUGGCGCUGGCCACUGAAGUCGACGUGACGAGCUUGCGCUGCCAAUUGCGCCUCAAAGCGCUUCGCGACAAGCGGCAGCUGCGCACGUGCGCGUAUUCGAGCGAUUUGAUGUUCUGUGUCGGCGACCUCCUCGGCGACCGUCCGUGGUGCGACCCCGCGCUGGUACACGACGCGCUUCUCCACGUGCACCGACGUCGACGGCAGGAACACCUGAAGCAAAUGACCAAGUAUCGACUCGGGCAGUGGAAGCUAGCCCAGAAACAACACAACAUUCACCUGCGGAAGCGAGCGCUUCAGCACCAAGCCAGCAGCUUCGGCCUCCGCGCCGUCCCGCGCCCACGCUUGCGCCUGCUCUUGCCACAGUGCGAGCUCGAUUCUCUCAUUGAGCAGGCUAUCGUUCAAACAUUGACGGGCGGCACGGCGCCGCUUGCGACGCUCUGCUAUCUGCCGCCACCGCCGCCCGAGCCGAGCACGGUCCCCUUGUUGCCUCUGCUGUAG